Molecule: messenger RNA, 1734 nt
Organism: Sporothrix brasiliensis 5110
Lineage: Eukaryota; Fungi; Ascomycota; Sordariomycetes; Ophiostomatales; Ophiostomataceae
Exons: 1
Coding region: 1-1734 (577 amino acids)
Biological process (GO): mismatch repair
Cellular component (GO): MutLalpha complex
Molecular function (GO): ATP binding; mismatched DNA binding; ATP hydrolysis activity
Source: RefSeq, a predicted model, not a curated record
AUGGCCCGUCCUCACUUGCGGCUCUCUUUCAAGGUUAUGAAGGAAGCCGUGCCGCUGUGGUCUUACCGGCCGACAACGAAUAGCUCGGCACCACGAGGCAACAUUGGCAUGAAAGAGGCCGUUGCGAUGCUCUUUAGUGCUGAAGUGGCUCGUCAGUGCCGAGAGAUUGUCACGUCAACAGAUGGACUACUUGACGGACAGCUCUCGCUAUCUCAAUCGUUGUCCAGCCAGCCGAACGAAAAAGUCGAUCACUUCAUCUUCGAGGCCUGCCUUCCCCAGCCUGAUGCCGAUCUGGCUAAGUUGAGACUUGGUGGAUUUAUUUCUGUCGACGGACGGCCGCUUUCCUUUCACCAUAAUGGCAUUGUCGACCAGCUUCUGGCAAUAUUCCAUGCCAGCCUUGGAAGGCUCCUAGGUCAGAUGGCCUCGCCGCAACGGGCAAAAGUCCGUGGCACGUUCAUGCGGCUCAACAUCAAGUGCCCUGCCGGCAGUUACGAUGUUAACGUCGACUCAUCGAAGACGGACGUUCUGUUUGUUGACGAGAAGUUUCUCUGCGACGCCUUUGCGAGACUCUGUGCAAAGACAUAUGUGGCAACUGAUCAGAUGAAAUAUCAAUUUAGCUACGGCUUUGACAAGUAUCCUCCAAGCACCGCAGUUCAACAAUCAACACUCUCUUUUGGGGACUCUCAGGGAAGAGCCGGCGUGACCAGCAGCAGGGUCGGGCCAUUGCAGCAACGGCCUUUUCAUAACACCAACGUCAUGUUGACUCAAGGACCUAAGCAGCCUUUGUUUGCUAGCAACUUGCACAGAUCUGUAGCUCGUCGCGAGGCCCGCUAUGUUGAGGCCGAAUCACCUGUCUCUCAGCUCAACAGCACGUCUCCAGAUUCCCAGGUGGAGAUAUCAAUGGCGAGACAGACUAUCAGGCCUGUUGGUGGGCCGAUUGAAUACAAUUUCACAACGUCGCGAGGUGCAGGCGUCCAGCGCCGCACAGAUUCUGCUCAUUCGGAUUCGCGCCAUACCCAGCUGUCGCCCAUCCGGAAGCGAGCACCAAUACGCAGCGUGCCAGUCGGGGGACUAAAAACACCGCCGUCGUCCAGCCCGGUUGGAAACCAUCAACGCCCAUAUUCUCGCCACCAUAGACAGCGUGGCUUUGAGAGCCCGAGACUACCUGGCCUGGUUUCUAAUGACAACUUUCGGCAAACGACUAUAUCAUUUGGUGACCCCUGUCGCAUUAACAAUGGUAUUGCCGAGGCCGGUCAGGAAACGACAGGCCGGCGGCAAAAUUCCCGCCCUUCUUUCGUUUCCGCCCGAGAUCAUUUCUUCGAGGGCCAUUCCGAAGCCGGGCCGCCACGCAUUGCCAGGGCUGUAUCUGAUAUGUCUCCAACUGGACAAGGGCGUUUAGAUGCUCCUAUUGUCAGCUGCACGGCACCGUCGCCAGAAACGCCCCUUGGACGGCCAGUUCACACAAUGAUGGUCGAUUGGAACAGACUACGACGGACUACGGCCAUAUUCGCACGCAAUAUGAAGUCUUGGGACGAAGAGCCUGAAUAUCUGUCCCCGGAAAUGGCAGAUAUCUCGAGCAUUGAGAGUCGACUCAGAGCGGCCGUUGUUGACUGGCUGGCGAAGAGCAGGGCAAAGAGAAAAGAGGCCGGGGCGGGAUCUGUUCAAGUUGAGUUCUACCUGCGGAAGAGCUUAAAGCUAAAGACACUUUUGGUACGGGGUCUGGGGCAGCAGUAA